Trichobilharzia regenti is the source of this 2803-nucleotide messenger RNA. Lineage: Eukaryota; Metazoa; Platyhelminthes; Trematoda; Strigeidida; Schistosomatidae. The record is from the annotation of a GenBank genome assembly.
CUUCAAAACUGUGUUCGUCAACCAACACACAAUUCCAAAAAAUCGCCCCUUUGCAGAUGUGUACUUGGUGGCGUAUCGUUGUUGCUUUUCUUUUGAUAAAUUCAGUUAAGUAUUGCUUUUCCGUUGUACUUGUCGGAAAUGAUUCUAACUUUGAUUCACUCAUAACUGGAUAUGAGUUGACUCUAUUGAAAUUCUCAGCAGAAUGGUGUCAUUUCAGUCAAAUGUUAGCACCAGUCUUUGAACAAGCCUCAGAGAAAAUUACAGAGUUGACUAAGAAUGGUAAAGCUGCUUUCAUUACAAUAGACUGUGAAUCAAGUCAGGAUUUAUGCAGUAAACACAAUAUCCGUAAAUAUCCUACAGUCAAAGUGACUAAAUAUGGUAAAAUAUUGAAACGUGAAUAUCGUGAUCAACGAACUGUUGAAGCAUUUGUGAAAUUUGUUGAAGACAAUUUAAAAUUACCAGUCGAUAUUAUUAAUGGUAAUCAAGCAUCUCCUGAUCGUAUUCAUGAUCUAUGGGUUAAUAAAAGCAAUGAUAAAAAUACUAUAUUGGCACUUGUCAACAAUAUGAAAGCGAAAAAUUCUCAUGUGGAUAUUUUCAAGAAAGUUGCCUCUAUUGAACGAGAUUCAUGUGCCUUCGUUUUAAUUUAUAACCUUACAAUGAAUGAUGAACGACUUUCAUUGUAUGAUCGUUUAGCAAAUAAAAUCACAACAAGAACAAUUUUAAAAAAUGCUGAUUUACCAGCAGUCCAUAAUUGGGUAAUCAAAGCGUGUACAAGUUUAGUACGUGAAUUAACAUUUGCUAAUGCUGAAGAGAUAACUGAAGAACGUCUACCCUUAAUGUUAUUGUUUUAUCAUCCAAAGAAUAAAACAAUAGCUGAUCGUUUCACUGAAUUUGCUAGAAAUCAUUUAUCACACCUACAAGAAACAAUCAACAUCGUUACAGCUGAUGGAGUGACAUUUUCGCAUCCAUUAGCCCAUUUGGGUAAAUCAGAGUCAGAUUUACCCUUCAUUUGUUUGGAUUCUUUUGCACAUAUGUAUGUAUAUCCUGGGAGUAUAGACACAGCAUUAAGUGAUCCAAAAUAUUUAAAUCAAUUUGUUGAAGACUUGAAAUCUGGUAAACUUCACUUAGAAUACCAUUAUGGAUCAGAUGCAUUCACAUCGACUGCUUCUUCAGCUGCUGCCGCUGAAACUGAAACACCAGUUAAAGUGACCACACCGCAUACUUCAGUAUUUCAACGCUUAACACCAUCACGAAUGAGAUAUACAAUAAUUCAUGAUGAGUUUUAAAUAAAAAUGCCCGAAAAGGCAGCUCCCUAUUUUUUUUGUCAAUUUUUUGUUCUCUCUAUCCUGGUGUUUAUAAUUGUAUGUAAUUAAAAUACCAAUGGGUUCAUUCUGUGUAGAAUGAAAUGGUUUUGUUUGUUUAUUUAAUUGUUUGUUUGUUUGUGUGUGUGUGUGUUUUCAUACUAAUACCUACUGUGUACACAGAAUGUAUUCUACAGGAUGAAUUCUAUUCUGUGCCACGCAAAAUAGAAUCUCUCUCUCCCUGUUUCUCUCGCUCUCUAUGUGGGGGGAGGGGAGACCCCAGCGGGGGUACUUUUCUCUCUCGCUCGCUCGCUCUCUCUUUCUAGGGUCAGAAAGAGAAUUAACCUGUAUUUUGGUGAAUUGUUGUGUUGUUAACCAAGCAAAAUCUCGUUUUCUUCUUAUCAAGCAAAUGAGAAGCAAAAAUGGAAUACACGUGUGUAAAGUUCCUUUUGUGUGCACGUCUUCUUCUCCUAUUUCACUAUUUUUACACUUUCCCUUCCUCUUCUUUCUCUUGUGUGGUUAUUUUUCCCUUGGGAAAGCCAAAUAGGACUGUUUCUACUUACAUUCUCCGUUCUUCAAGAGGUGUGCAUACGUACGUGUGGAUGUCUGUCUGUCUGUCUGUAUAGUUUCCCCCUUUAUUUUUUACAUCGUUGUCUUUCAAAAAGGUGUUAAACUCUAUUGGUGAUAAAAACAAAUAUAUAUAUAGGAAUUAGUGUAUUGUGUCACUUCCCUCCCUCUCUCUUACCAUUCCCAUCCUCACCCGCCCUCUUUCUCUCUCUCUCUCUUCAGUGUCAAUGUGUCCAUUGAAUCAAAAUAGUAUGAAGUAUCAUUGCUUAUAACCAUUGUGUCUAUUAUUUUUUUCCUUAUUUUAUAUGUAUACUAUGAAAUGUACUGUUCGAGAAGAUUGAUUCAUGUAAUAAAAUUAACCUCAUAACUCCACUCACUGUAUUCCUUCUUGUUGUUAAUAUCACCGCAUUGUUUCUACUCAUAUCACUGGUAUUGGUGGCGGUCACCUCAUGCCUUUUCUCGAUAUUCUGAUUAGUUUAACUCUGUUCUCUAUGGUGAUAUAUAUAUAUAUAUAUAUAUAUAUAUAUAUAUAUACCCUGUCUUGUUUUGUUUGUUUUUUACACUUAUGACUGUUCAUUGAAGAGUUGACUACGUUUUGUUACUGUGCUAAAAUACUACUACUGUGUGUAUACUGUGUGCGUUGUACUACUACUACUCCUGUCUUUUCUCUCUCUCUCUCCAGGAAAUUGUAUUAUUUUCUAAGGAGAUGAGAGUUUCCCCUUUUUAAAUUUUUGAUAGUCUCAUUUUUCUUUGUUUGAAAUGAAGGGAUAGAUGAUAUACGUUGUUUCUUUUGUCUUUUUACACCAUCCUAGAGCUUUGGAAAAGAUUGUAUUUAUACAUAUCUAUAUAAGUGACUUCAUAUGACCAAAAAACAAUGCUUGAAUACAUGCCUCUUACGCUGUGUGAAACAACAUGCGGAUGGCUAAUGAACAUGA